AUGAUUCCAAUUGCAAAAAACGAUAAUAAAAUUUGCUGGCAAGUCGUAAAUGUCGAAACAUUGGAUGAAAACGGAAGAAUAAGCCCCGAAUUCAUCACGGAUGAUUUAAAAUGGUAAAUUUGUCUUAAAUUCUACGUUUUCAAACAAAAUGUGUGUUUUUCUAGGCAUAUAAACAUUGAGAAGAAUACCAAGAAUAAUGUGGAGUAUUUGGGGAUAUAUCUGGUGCCAGUGGAUAUGAAAACCACGUGGAUCUACGAAGUUUGGCUGAAAUUCGCGAUUUUUGAUGAAAAUGGAGGGGAAUUGAUGAAUUGUGACAUCUCUGACAAUAACGAACCCGUUCUAUUCAUGAAAAAUUGCGGUGGAUGGGGAAAUAAGGAAUUUAUGAAAUUUGACACUAAAAUUCACACAAUUCAAGGAGAAUUCAACUACAAAUUCUACGAUUUUUCGAAAAACCCGGCAAUUUUCGCUGAUACGAGUUUGCGAGUGAAAAAUGAGCUUUUUCAUGUUAAUAAGGGCGUGAGUUGCUUAUUUUGAGAAAGGGGGAGCAAAAAUAAUGAACAACAACUUUUUUGGGCAGGCCGUUUAGGAGGGAAACUUCAAAAUUUCAAAAUAAUUUUUGAAUUUUUCCAUUUUUUUCAGAUCCUCAGCUCCUCCUCGAAUUAUUUCAACCGGAAAUUUCUGCAAAAAGACGAACCGAUAAUUGUGGUCAAAAAUGUAGAACCGCAUCACAUUUUGCAAUUAUUGGCGGCGAUUUUGCCGAACUCGAUUCAAAUUACAGGUGAGUAUUUUUGGCGCGCCAAAAAUCGAUUCAUAAAAAUCUCAAAUUUCCAGCCAAGACCUAUGACACUCUGCUGAAUCUCGCGAAAAAAUUCGAAAUCCCAGUGCUGAUCGAAAAAUGCGAAAAAUAUUUCGCCGAAAAUCAAUGCAAAAACCUGAUCGAAGUUUUAAAAAUGACGGAAACCCUUGGAGAUUUCGAUGAAAUUGUUGGUUUUUCUUUGAAUUUCCACCUCAAAAUACGUUUUUUUUCAGCCAAAAUUCGUGGAAAAAUUUGUGAAGCGUGGAAGUGAGCUGAAAAUUCUACUCAAUUCGCCGGAAUUUGCCGAAUUCGAGAAUUUGACAAAAUGUCGAAUCUACCCGGCUGCCCUCAAGUUUCUUUAA
Messenger RNA from Caenorhabditis angaria, 1158 nucleotides. NCBI's taxonomy places the organism in Eukaryota, Metazoa, Nematoda, Chromadorea, Rhabditida, Rhabditidae. The record is from the annotation of a GenBank genome assembly.